CAGGAGGAGGAGGAUGUUAAACACUGAGGUGACACAUGUGUUCACAGAUCACUUGAACUCUGACGGAUUUUGCAUGACAGACAGAGAAAGGCUACACUGGGUGCCAUAAUUAACCUAGUCUUUGAUAUCAAUCCAAUCUUCAGCGGCCUGGGACAUGUUGAAUGCUUAAAAGGAUUUUGACUCACAUCCUCAAAAUACACACAGACAGACACAUAGACAGACAGACUCAUUAAGAGCUGACACUGGAGACUCCCUGACAACCUCCAAUCUGCUGCUCAGGAUGUACUGUAAGACAAAUACAGACAUCCAGUUCAAAUCCAACCUUAACAACCACCCAGAGACGACACCGUAGUGACUAUUAAAGGACUGCACGUUUGUUUCAGUUGCACCGUCUGUAAUGUUGUAGUGAAGGAGUGAACACAGACUCACAGCUACCCACACUCCACAUAUAGCUACAAUCACACAAGUAAAAGCGAAAAUGAUAGGUAAUAAGGUUGGAUCAGUGGGAAGGUGUAGCUCCAUUGAAGGCACAUAUAAAAUGGACUGAUGGAUAAAAGACUGACAUACUGACCCUGGUGCUGAUGAAUUUCAGUUGUUGUUGUUCAUUAAUUGUGAAGUAGAGCGGCAAAAUAUUGCAUAAUCUGCAGAAAAGUGUUCUGCAUUCCAGAAAGGAAGGGUUAUGAGUCGCCUUUAUGGAAAAGACACUUGAAGAGGAGAGAUUUGAAGGACGAGCAGAGGGUGGUACACAUGAACGUACUCUCACACUCAGACACAACAGGGACAAGACACACUGACACACACACACUAGGCGGCUGAGAGUUAAAGAAGUUUGGAACUGACAGAGUUUCCCCCAGAGACUUCACCACGAUGAUGGAGAAGCUUAACCCCACCAACCUACCUGCCUCACCACCCAACCUACCUCGCCCCUCCUCCACUUCCUCUUCCUCCGCCUCCUCCCCAUCCUGUGCCUCUGUGGAGCAGCACAGUCCUCUCCAGAACCAGACUGCAGCAUCUUCGGAUGCAAUCAACAGCCCACAUCCUUCUAAGAAAACAGGGCACAAGGGAGACAACGAUGUCCCUGCUGCCAGCUCGAUUCAGUCCCCCAUUGCCACGACAACAGUGUUAACCAAUCACCAUGCAGAUACAGAUGCUGCACCUGAGCCCAUCGUCAUGGAGAUGAAGCAGGAGGAGGAGAAGCAUGCAGGACCAACCACCACCAAUGCCACCCCUGUUGCUUCUGCCACCAGGUCCCCAACACUUUCCUCUCCACCUCCACUCCUCCCAGCACCAGCCAAGACCUCCCCGUGCCCGCUCCCUCGUCCAGCCUCCAUUGCGUCUUUCCCUCUGUCGUCAUCAUCCUCUCCUCUUCCUCCCCACAUUCCAGUCAUCAGCCUCGGCCACAGCAAACCCCCUCUCCCACUCCCCACCACCCCUUUGACUGCUUUACACCCAAUUCCCAACCUUCUGCAUGGGCCCCAUGUGGAUUUUCGCCGCAGCCAGCUGAACUGUUUGCCUGUGGCCAGUCCUGGAGGCCCUGGAGGUUCUGGAGGUCCAGGUGGCCCUUCAGCUCCUUCCCCGGGUCCCCUGUUGCCUCAGCAGUACCUGCCUGCACACGCCUUCUUCACCAGUUCUUACCUGGGUCCCUCAGGAGUAAACUAUGGUGUCAUUGCCAACAACCGGAUUAAGAGAAGACCCUCAUCACACUUUGAGAUGGAGAUCAAUGAAUGCCCUCCUCAGAAACUCGCUCGCCGUGUCUUCACCAACAGCCGCGAGCGUUGGCGACAGCAGAAUGUGAACGGAGCUUUCUCCGAGCUAAGAAAACUCAUUCCCACACACCCGCCUGACAAGAAACUCAGCAAGAACGAAAUCCUCCGUCUGGCUGUGAAGUACAUCAACUUCCUGGUCACUCUGCUCAAUGACCAGGCCCAGGACAAGAGCAUAGACUCAGUUGAGGAUGAAGCUGAGGAGGACAGCACCACAGCUGGGUUGGACAGCAACAAACUGAAUCCUCUCUUUCGGUGCGACACUCCUUCUCCAUCCCACACUGCCCCACCAUCCUCAGCCCAUUCCACCUUGGCCAUAGCCCACAGAGACAGAGAUUCAACUGAUUCAGUCAUUGCCCUGGCGAAUUCCCCAGCGACAUCUAGCUGCUAUGGCGACACGGACAGUGAGGAAAGCUUUGGGGCCAAGACCUCUAUAGUGACCCAUGGCAUUCUGGGAAAGGUUAAGGGUCAGAUAAGGAUGGUGGCAGCCACAAAUGAUGAGCGAUGACACCAAAAGACAGCAUACAAAAGGUGCGCAGCCUCUGGGAGUUUAAAUGUCACCUUGACGGAAAGGACUGGAUACACAAUUGAUGCCAGAUACCAAAGUGUUUGAGUCCAAAGAGCCAGUCUGGUUGUGUCUUCCACUCACUCAACACCCAAGCAGUGUGAAUAAGGAAGGGGUGGAUUUGUGGUGAUAUUUUGUAGUUUAAUUAGUUUAAACUUUCUUUUUCCAGUGAUGUGCAAAAAAUUCAGUGUGAGGCUCUGUGUUUUAGGAAAAUAGUGAAUUGUGCUCUGGGUCAGGUUGAACCUCAACAGAACUCGUAUGUGUUUUAUAUCCAAAAAGAUCACAAUGUUCCAGUGACAAAUAUUACAACUCUAUGUCAAAUAAUAGGAGUCCAGUAUGGAUGAAUGAUGCAACAGUCCAAUCUGAUUAUUCCAGGCUGGAUUUACCUGGUAACAAAAUGUGGAUUACUAUGUGUUAAUCUUUCAGGACAGUCACAAUGUUGAGUUAUCCCUCUGCACCCAUGAAAAUGUUAAAUCUUUCACAGCAGGGUUAAGAAGCUAAUGUUUUGUUCACAAUACAGCCUUAGAAGUUUACAUGUAAAUAAUCAGUAUUGUCCCAGUACAGUUAAGGUAACUGAGAUUACCAUAUACUAUAUUGUGACCCAUUGAAAUGCAUUCAUUAAUCGAAGUUGGAGUUCUUAAUGUUCCCGUUGUUCUUCUCAUUGUUCCUGUGUUCAGAGAAGCAGUGCUGAUGGUCCCACCCUGACAUUGUGACACACUUGU
Scomber scombrus (Atlantic mackerel) is the source of this 3050-nucleotide messenger RNA. RefSeq names its product LYL1 basic helix-loop-helix family member (gene lyl1). Gene Ontology annotation, molecular function: DNA-binding transcription factor activity, RNA polymerase II-specific; RNA polymerase II cis-regulatory region sequence-specific DNA binding; protein dimerization activity. Gene Ontology annotation, biological process: regulation of transcription by RNA polymerase II. The record is from RefSeq and is a predicted model, not a curated record. NCBI's taxonomy places the organism in Eukaryota, Metazoa, Chordata, Actinopteri, Scombriformes, Scombridae. The coding region runs from base 868 to 2271 and encodes 467 amino acids. The transcript has 4 exons.